Molecule: messenger RNA, 6450 nt
Organism: Jaminaea rosea
Lineage: Eukaryota; Fungi; Basidiomycota; Exobasidiomycetes; Microstromatales
Exons: 3
Coding region: 392-6328 (1978 amino acids)
Molecular function (GO): lipid binding
Source: RefSeq, a predicted model, not a curated record
AUGGACGGCUGAGGUGGGCGAUAUGGCACAAAACCUCGAUGCCUUUGAGAGACAUCGAGCGAUGUAUUGGGCAGUGGCACCACAUCUUUCGCCUCAACAAUAUGGCGAGAGCGACGUCGUCGCCGACUUGACCUGCUUCUCGCGGCUGGUCAGGCGGGACGAUGUGCAGCUCGACCCAUCCGUCCCGUCUCGACUCCGUGUCCCGUCUCCACUCGAUUGGGCUGCCGUCGGUGGCCUCAGCUUGCUGUUGCGUGUGCGGCCUUUCCGUGUCUUCCCCCCACAAACAGGUCGCAUCUCAGCUCACUCGACACCAUCGCUAUCCCAUCGACGACGACGUCGUUGACGGAGGGCUUGCUCAGGGGCGCACACCCCCGCGCUCAUCGCAAACGCCAUGGAUGGCGGCAACCUGACAGCCGCAAAGGCACAGUGGGACGAAGCUCUCCAGUCGGCCAUCCGCUCUUUUCGUCUUCUCGCAUCGCAGUCUUCAUCGUCUAGCAAGGCAUGGAAGCCUGUUGUACCACCACCAGCCGCACAGGCAGCAUCGUCUUCCUCCACGUCAGCGCAGCCGCGGACCGUCCCCUCAACGCCGGCCGGUAGCGUCGCCCAAAGGAAUGGCUCGCGGCGACCAUCGGUAGCGCCAGCUGGCAUGACUCCCAACGCCAGCCCAGUAAAGGGCAAGUCUCGCGAUGAUGGACGAUUCGCCAGCUUCCCUUCGUCGCCCAGUCAGCAGCGGGUCAGCUCUGGCCGGGCCGCAGCUGCUUCCUUCCCGUCGCGGGCCCUACCCUUUGCACCGCAAUCCGUCGAGUCCUCUGCUGUUCGCAUUCACAAACGGAGCGGCGGCAAGUCAAUCGGAUUGCCCACGGGCGUCGACGUGUACAGAGCAGUCGUCGAUGUGCCGUUUGACGGUGUGCCAGACCUCGAAGGCUUCAAGGCAUCGUUGGGGGUGCCGGAGGCUCGUACCAAGUGGGACAAGCUCGUCGAUGAGGCAGAGACCGUCGAGAUGCUCGACCCUCGAACCCGCAUCAGCCGGACCAGGUGGAAGCUCGGUUGGCCAGCGAGCCCUCGCGAUGCCAUCACCAUCUCGCGAUCCAUGUCGGACGAAAGUACCCUCGUCAAUGUCUCGACCUCGUUGCCUCGCUCCGCAGAUGCACCAGCUUAUCUCAAACCAGCGCCGCCAUGCGUUCGCUCCCACGUCCACUUGUUCGCCUGCUGCGUCCAGCUCCCAGAUGCUGAGGCAGUAGAGGAUUUGCUCGACAAUGGCCCUUCACCGGACUCGCCAGCAAUACGGCUCACCCUGUUCUGGGCUUGGGACCUUCGGGGCGCUUGGCUGGGAAUGCCAGCAGGGGGCCUCGGCAGCCACUGCACAGCGAUGGCAGUAGGCCUCGUCAAGCACGUCAGGUCAGGCGCUUCUCAUUUGCCCAGCCUCAGCCUCUACGGCUCCAACGUCGAAGUGCUUUCGACGGCAUUCGAUGUCAGCAGGGAUACACUCUCGACGUCGUACUGCGUAUUGGGCGACGACCCUACGACACCAGGGCAGAUUGGCGGCAGCAGUAAAGCGUCAGAGGAUGCGUCAGAAGAUGCUCUGCAUAUGCGCCGCAAGACGAUGGGCACUGCGAUACAAUUCGCACUGCCUGCAGAGGAGGGCUGGGACGUCAAGGUCUUGAUCCGGCCGCAGGUGCUCGAAGAAGGGAGCUCGGCAGAGUGGCGAGCAACAGCGACGCGAGAGAAAGGACCCUUGAGCUCAUCAAGCCGAAUUGUGCUCAACAUCGACCACGAUCGUCUUCCAGGCGCCGAAGAGAGUGUACGCUCGCAAGUCAACAUUCAGCGCAUCGCAGCCAGCUCAGACAUCCGUCUGCGCAUCAAUGACGAGACAGUGCCCAUCACCGACGUCGUCCCGAGCACGCAGCCGACCAUCGAGCCAGCUGGAGCACCUGGUCUUGCUCUCCUCGAUGAAGCUGCAAGCUUGUCUAACAUCUCGAUUGCAAGCACUGCAUCCCACGAGCGCUCGUCAGAUUCGCAUCAUCACAGGGCGGACUCCAUUUCGCAAUUCACCUUCUCGAAGCGCGCAACAACGCUCGCCUCCAUCAUUCGCAGGAACUACAUCUACUUCACCUCAAUGCUUCAGGAACCUGAGGCAAAGUGGAAGCAUCUCAGCGAUAGUCGCGGCGUCACUGUUACACAGCUCGACUCCAUCGACCCCACGCUUGUUGUCUAUCGGGCCGAGGCCACCUUUGUCGGCGUAGGUGUAUGGGACCUGUUCGCAUCCAUCAGUAGCCCGGGAACGAGGACCUACUGGGACAAGACGCUCGAGGAAGCCAAGCUCAUCGAGGAUGUAGAUGAUGUCAGCGCCGUCUGGCACACAAAGACGAAAGCCGCUUGGCCCGUGAGCGCCCGAGACGCUGUCAUGGUUGAGACGUCCUACAAGUCGCCCUCAUCUGUCCACACUUUUUCCUUCUCAACGGACGAGACCACACUCUUUCCGUCAAUACCCUCGACCGCACCUGGUGUCAUCCGCACACAAGUCGACUUGAGGGGGUGGAGCAUCGAAUCCCUCAGUCCAACAACGGUCCACGUCACUCUCAUCGAGCAGAGCGACCCGAAGGGCUGGACAAGCAAAAGUGCGACACCUGCCCUGAUGACGGCUUCCGUUGCCGGAGUAGGGGAGCAUGCCAUCAAGCUUGGCGCUCCGCCUGUGUUGACCCGCAUGCUAGGCGCACGCUUGUCAGACGCCAAGUACGACGUGGAGAAAGCGACGUUUCGCAUCGAGUACAGCCGGACGGACGGUGAUGAAGAAGAACAGCCGCUAUUGACCUCGGGGUCGCACAACGUCGAGUGCGAGAUGCGAUGCGAUAUUGAGACGUGGUGCGGCAAUCUCGACUUGCUCGUCGACCCGCCCCCGAUCAACGUCAGCUGUCUUCGUCGGCACAAGCUCAGCCCAGGCGGAGGUGGUCUGUGGCUUACCAUUGAGCAUCAUCCAGCAAGCCUCGAAGACGACUCUGCCAAGGUCACGGUUCGACGCGGAAGUCCAGCGGGCAAAGAGCGCGGCGUCGUCACCGUCAAUGGCGCUCGCCUUAAAGUCGACGUCGACGAGAUGAAAGAGGACGAGCUCGCGCAGCUGAAAGACAAGAAGCGUAGCAAGCCGCAGCGUGUCCCCCUCGAUCUCAAGCAGUCGUCCGCUCGUGAAGGCUCAGACAUGGCCGGCAGCUACGACUCUGGAGCAAGCAGCUCGAUCCCUUCGCGUGUCGGCACGCCGGCUUCAGCUGCAAAAGAUACCAGCUCGACCGCGGUGGCCGAGAUAACACAGCCUGCAGCGGCAACCAAUGCCAACACGCAUACGCCCUUCUCGGACAAGCAGCCCAAGCAUGCGAUGACGCCCGCCCUUGAUGUCCUCUUCCUUCUCCGCCGCAUCUACGCCGAGCGAUCCCCUGACCCCACGGUGAAUCCAGCGGGAUGGGCCAUGGUAACACAGCGCAACGGUCUCUUCAUCCGUCGCAAAAUGAUGCAGUCCAUCUCGCCCACGAUCGCGGUGCAGCGCGGCGACAAGGUCGUGCAAGGCGUCACUGCGGAGGACAUGGUUGCGGUGAUAUCGAGUCUGAGCUGCCGCAAGCAAUGGGACGAGCGCAUCGAGACGACCAAGUUCCUCGAGAGCUACGGUGAGGGAGCCACGUCUAGCUUCGUGACCACAACGGGGGCUUUCCCCUUCAGAGGUAGAGGCUUCUUCAUGUCGAGCUUGUCAGCCACUGCGACUCCUACAUCACAGGAAGACGGCUUGGACGGGCUUGGCUCUCCCUCCACUCCCUCUUUCACGGCUCAACGGGUCUACUACCACGCCUCCGCCUCUUUUCCCGAAGAGACGUCCACCUUCGACUCCGCAAAGUUGAAUCCCAAUGCCCUACCUGUCGGGCGUGUCUUGAUAGACGGGUGGAUCUUCGAGACGCUAGACCCGUACAGCUCAACCCUCAACUACCAAAUUCCGUCAACACGAUGUACUCACGUCGUCGCGGUGGACUAUGCGGGUAGCCUGCCCUUUACUGUCAACACGCUUUGGAAUGCGAACCUACCGAGGAGUAUUCUCGCUGUAGAGAGCUUCCUCAAGGCAAGAGGGGCAAUCCCGGCAGUCAGAGCUCCGCCGCCGCACUUCAAGGUGCUGGGAGACGGGAGGGACGAGGACAACGACUUUGCGUGGGUCGUUGAAGAGCCGAUACGCAAGCGUGAGACGAUCCUGCUACUGUCCAACUUCUCGCCAGCAGAUAAGCGCUUUGAGGUGCUGCUGCACGCUCCGCCACUGGGUGAGGAGCAGAAGCAGCUAGGCGGAUCGCAGCGUCAGCCAGCGGUCUCAAAUGCAGCAUCGACCAAAGCGGCUGCGGCACAGGCGCUGUCAAUACCUCGUAGCCCGAGCCUCAAUGAUACGCAGCCUCAGCAGCAGCGCCCAUCGUCUUCUCAAGGUCAUCAUAAGCUGCUCAAGGCCACCAGCUCAACCUCGCUCCGAAGCAAUCCCGGCUUUUCGGCGAGUGCAACCUCUUCCGCUAUUCGCACGCCUCGUGCAUCCCUUCGAGCGUCGGACGUGGCUGCUGCUACUCGUCCUAUCGUGCUGGCGGACAUCGAGGUUGAGCUCAAGCACUACAUGGCAGGCUACAAGAUCGAUGUCUUCUCGCAAUUCGGGCCGCGUCCGCCGGCCACGAGGCUUGCCGCUGAGCGAUCGCCGAAUGUCAGCCUUGCCGAAGGUGUGGCGCAAGAGGGCGGCGAUGAGGCCAAGACGCCAAUGAUGGAGAAGCCGGCCCCCGAGCUCAUGUCCACCGACUCUGUCAAGUCGAAGCCCGAGCCGCUCUCGCUCAGCUCAAUCGCUAAGAGCAAGAAAGACCUGCCCGUCGAAGUGACAAUCUACGAGCUGCCUCCAUCAGCCGUCUUAGCAGCGACACUGGAUCCAUCUGUCCGACCUCGGCGACACCUCGUUCGCGUUUCCCUGCCGGUCGAGACGGUAACGAAGCCACCGCAAGAUGACGAUGAUGCUGAUUCAUGUCGGACGGAUGCGAUUGAUUGGAGGCAGCAACUGCGAGAGCGCGGCGCUGCUAUACGGCUGACUCUGAGGCCAACACAGCCUGAACCUGUCUCGCGAGCCGCGUCGCCAGCUCCGAAUGGGUCUGCCACUUCACAGCCACAAGAUUUGGAGGCCGCUGCAGCCGUCGGUGCCACGGACGAGAUCGACCCGCAGCAAGUCCCCGUUCACUACGCUGGGAGAAGGCUCGAUGUGGUCCACGUGAACAAAACGUCGGCUAUGCUACAGCGCGAGCACGACCUUGAUCCUGCGGUAAGCAGGCUCAGUCGUGCGCCGCGGGGAAAAGAAGGGGAGCAAGAGGUCAUCCCAGCCAUGCUGGCGUCUCCUGCUGCGACGGCUAGUGACGCGAAGAAGUCGCGCGGAGAGAAGAAGGGGGGCGAGAGCAGUGUGACUGCUACCAGCACGAGCGCGGCAGGGUCGAGCGGCAGCGCUGAAGCUCAAAAGGGGGACAAAGGCGCAGAUUCGGCCAGCGUCGCAAGCCACCAAUCAGGCAAACGCGAUUCCGUCUCUUCUACAGCUCCUUCGACUUCUUCCGGAACGAUGGCCGCCCAGACCGCGGCAACGGCCUCGUCCGCAGCUACCUCGCUCAUGGGCCUGCUGCAGUCCUAUCCGCUCUCACGCAUCGGGGCCUCGACUGCCGUGUCGAACGUGUCAGCCAACGGAGAGGCAGGCGGAGCGUCGAAGUCUGCUACGUCGAGCUUGAGUAGCCGGACGGGUAAGGGCAAAGAGAAGGGCGAGAAUGAGGCCAAAGAUGGCAAGGGCGCGCCCGCAACGGGCACGGCAGACGGCUCCUCAUCGACGACGAACAAGCCCGAGGGAUCCCAAGAGUCCAAGUCCACCGAUCCUGCCACCGGUCCGGCAGGCUCAACCACGCCACUCUUGCUCGGAGGUCCCCUUCUUCACGAAGCGCGAUAUAGCCUCGCCACGCUGCUGAGCAUUGCGCUCAUCUGCUUCCUUGCCGGCUCGCUGCUGCGCGCCAUGCUCUCCCCUGCGGACUUUAUCUACUUUGCUCGACGCGAUGACGCCGCGGCCUCCGUCUUCUCUGGCGGCGGGGCAGGUGUGGGGAAGCAAGCGAUCAAAAAGGGCGCCAUUGAUGCUGCCUCUGCUGCCAAGGGCGAGAUCGAAAGGCUUGUGGCCGGUCAAGGGCCAGCAGCGGAAGGGCUGGGAAUGGGAGCCUCCGUGGCGUGGAGGAAGGUGCUCCGCCUCUUGGAGAUCAAGAGGGCGAUUGGCGGGAGAUUCGACUUGGUGCUCGCCGUUGUUGAUCGGAGGUGAAGCAAGUGACGUGGAUGAAUGACUGGUCCUGGAGCUGUAUCGCAAUGUCAGCUUGGUGUUUUCAUUCCCUCUUUCGCGCACCCGUUGACGGGCAAUGGGGUACUUUGACUGCUCAUCGCGUU